Prosopis cineraria is the source of this 1465-nucleotide messenger RNA. RefSeq lists its product as uncharacterized. NCBI's taxonomy places the organism in Eukaryota, Viridiplantae, Streptophyta, Magnoliopsida, Fabales, Fabaceae. The record is from RefSeq and is a predicted model, not a curated record. Gene Ontology annotation, molecular function: S-adenosylmethionine-dependent methyltransferase activity. The coding region runs from base 20 to 718 and encodes 232 amino acids. The transcript is spliced from 4 exons.
GAAGCGAUAGAAACAUGAGAUGAAGGAAAUGGAUAGGCAAAUACAGGUCUUUCUGAGGAAGUUGUCAUGGGCUUGCAUCACCGUUGCUUCCUUCACCCUUCUUCUUCUCUUCCUCCAAACCCCUGAAACCUGUGUUCCUCCAGACACACCCUCCAAACCUCACCUCGGGUUCCCCAAAUCUUCCUGCGAUUUCUCCCCUCGUGUGUACGUUCCCAUCGACAAGAAGAACAAACGCCUCUGGUCCUCUGGAGAAUGGCUCAAGAAGGUCAAUUCCUACGUUAAAUUCUUUAAAUCCCUUCAAGACGUGGGUCUUCUCCAGAAGAAUUCCAGAGCCCUCUGUGUUUCCGCAGGAGCCGGACACGAGGUCAUGGCUCUCGCCAAUUUGGGCGUGCUCGACGUUACCGGAGUCGAGUUGAUCGAAUCACCGCCACUGGUGAGUCGGGCUGAUCCGCAUAACUUGCCCUUCUUUAACAAUUCAUUUGAUUUCGCUUUCAGUGCCCAUUUUGCCGAGGCAUUGUUUCCGUCACGAUUCGCGUCGGAGAUGGAAAGGACGGUUGAGGCCGGGGGAGUAUGUGUGCUCGUUGUUGAGGAAUGUGGGGAUGAUGAGGUGAAGGAGAUUGUGGGCUUGUUUAGGAAUUCUAGAUUGACUAGCUCAAAUAAUGUUACUCUGAUUGGAUUGAAAUGGACAAGUGUUAUCAUGAAAAAAAGAAAUUCUUAAUGAUCAUUGGUUAAAUUUUUUAUUUGUAAGUUCUGUAGAUUUCUCUGUUGGCUAUACAUCUGUAAAUUCGAAGAUGCUUCAAACUGAAUGAAGCGCUCCUACAUUAGCUAUUACUGCUGUUUCCAGCAGUUAAUAUGCACCAGAUUCAUGUAAACUUCACAUUUCAAAGUUGUGCUGAAAGAGAUUGUAUAUUGUUUGUAAUAUGGAAAAGGUUGUCUUAGAUCAGACAAAAAAGCUGCAGCAUGCCUCAGAUUUCAUUGCUGAUGCUAAGAAGCAUUUAACUCAGCAUUCAAAAUUUGGAUGAUGAAAUGCUGAAGCAGAAUGAGUUGGCACGUUCAAUCAAGGAUGAUAUAUGCCCUUUGACACAAUGUCACAUAUAGAUGUUCGUGAUUGUAAAUACAUUUAGAUAGCUAUGUUGAGUUGGAAGCAGGAUUAUGCAAAUUAUGGUUUGGUGUACCUCAUUAAUGGAAAAUCUGGUAAAGGUCCUGAAUUUUUGCAGGGCUGGGUCAACCAGGUACUGAUGUAUGGUUCUCGACACAAUAGUAUAGCAUAGCUUUCAAAAGGCAUUUCUUUCAUUGUCUUCCUAUAUUCCUAUUAUAUGUGACAGUAAUUUGGCAGCUCGGUUGUUGGUGAGAAAAUUGAGAUCGGUUGUGAUCUCUUGUGCUCACUCUUGAAACUACAGUUAGGAUUAAUAUAUAAACAAUUUUUUUUAACCAGAAUAUAUGUAGGCUACAUAGAGUUCAUGCA